AUUAUCGUUUUUUUAGUCGAGUGAGGUUAAAGUAUUAACAUGCAACCUCGAAAAUGAGCUGAGAGAGGCGAAAGCCACCGCGGAAAAUAAUCGCAGAAGAGCUGCUGAUUUGGAGUACAAGGUUCAGCAACUCGCAACGGAUAUAGAGCGCGAGCGGGAUAGCUCGGAACGCUCUAUACACAUAGAACGAAACACAGUGAUGUGUUUCCGUCAGGAGCUAAACGAGGUAGCGGAGGAUAUGUAUUACCUCAAUAGAACGCUACCCGUCCUCCACGAGCAACGCGAAUUCAUGACGCUCCGUGAACAGGAGAUGCAAACAGAGCAGCUGAUAAUCGCGUAUUUAGUGCGCGGAGAAGUCCGAGAAACGAUCUUUAGAAUUAAAAAUGACCAGACAAUGCACGUGAAGAUCUACUUGUAUGGCGGAGUUGGGAACGAGCGAGUUUUCCAAUGCCAAAUGCACACAGUGAGCGGAUUCCCGGUGUCUAACAUACCGGGGCUAUGCUAA
Cylicostephanus goldi is the source of this 505-nucleotide messenger RNA. Lineage: Eukaryota; Metazoa; Nematoda; Chromadorea; Rhabditida; Strongylidae. The record is from the annotation of a GenBank genome assembly.